AUGUCGAGCGCAACCCAGGACUGUAUACCGCCACGCGGUAACGGAGAAAUGAAGAUGGUCAAGCAGGAAACACAACAAUCAAUCAGCCAGACCGAUCCAAACGAUUCUUCCUCCGGAAGUAACAACAGCAAUGUUGUCCAACAUUUGGCAGGUGGAGCAAGCCAGGGCACUUCGUCCACCUAUCAAAAACCAGCCUCCUCAAGCAACAACCAUACAGCGAAUUCGCAUCGCUCAAGACGCACAUCAACGUCUUCACCUGUGUCUUCGCCGUCGCCAACGCUACCGACCGCUUCGGCAAAACUAAGUAACGGUGCUGGCAAGACCUCUUCGUCUUCCACGACUGUCUCUGCCAGUAUGGGAUCAACCGGGACUGCUACUAGAAUGGUUCCUGCUUCUGCUUCAGUAACUAGCGGAGAGCCUAGCGGGAUAGGUUUAUCAGGUAGUAAUACGGCAAAUUAUCACAACUUCAUUGGACGACUAAUCAGCAAAGACAACAUGCUGCUAAUAAGUGAAGACGUGAUCGAAGUCGGCCGUAACUCUUCAAAGUCACAGGUGGACUUCCACGUUGGCAAGAACAGUUUCAUUUCCCGAAAGCACUUCAUCAUCCAGCACGAUAUGAAUGACGAGUUUACACUUUUCUGUUUGAGCAAGAAUGGUGUGUUCAUCGACAAUGUGUUUCAUCGAAAGAGUGGUGAACCAUACAAAUUACCAAAAUUAUGCAGCAUCCGUUUUCCAAGUACAAAUAUUAAGAUCCAGUUCGAAAACUUAAUUGAUCAGGCCAACAAUGGCAUACUGGUCGACCUGAACGAACACACGCCGGUUAAAAUCGGAACCGGACCAAUGGGAGGCAUUCCGUUGCACGCUGGUUCCAUAUCCGGUGCAUCGAUGGGUGGGUCGCAGAGCGUCACCGGAGCCACAAGCAGUGGUGCCAAUCAUAACAACACUUUGGGUCUUGGUAGUAGCGCUGGCAAUCAACACCAUUACCACAAUCGUGGUGGCAAAUCACCAUCUUCUAGUGUGAUUUAUGCGCCGCUAAAAAUUUCAAUUCCCUCCGAGCAUGGUGCUGCUGGUACUGUUGGUUUGCUCGGUGAUGUAUCGCGUGGAUCCGGUCGAAGUGGUACUACUGCAGGUGGCGGAGGAAGAGGAAGCGAUAUGCAUGCUAUAGGCGGUAGCGGUUACCCAUCUCCAACGGGUACCAUCAGUGCUGCUAACAGUUGCCCAACUAGUCCGCGACAAAACGUGCACGAAUUUGCCCAGUACAACAGUAACCACCAUCAUCAUCAGCACAGCGCCGCUAAUGUAGUCAGCAACAAUAAUAACAAUAAUUAUUCCGAAUUUCAAGCUCCGGCUACUCAAUCAUUGGAAAGUGAUAAGCCACCAUACAGCUAUGCGCAGUUGAUCGUUCAAGCUAUCUCGGCAUCACCAGAAAAACAGCUGACGCUCUCGGGGAUUUAUUCGUUCAUUUCGAAAAAUUAUCCAUACUAUCGCACUGGAGCAAACAAAGGAUGGCAGAAUUCUAUUCGGCACAAUUUGAGCUUGAAUCGAUACUUCAUAAAGGUACCGCGAUCACAAGACGAACCUGGUAAAGGUAGCUUUUGGAGGAUAGAUCCUUCAAGCGAACUGAAGCUCAUCGAUCAAAGCUACAGAAAACGACGCCAACGUGGUUCGCAGUGCUUCCGAUCGCCAUUCGGCAUGCCUCGUUCGGCACCGGUUUCACCAAGCUAUACCGAUAACUCGCGUGAAGGUUCACCAAUCAAUGAGGAAUUACUAAUGUCGGCCCCUGGUUCUCCUGGACAAAAUAAUAGCGGCUACUCCGCGAAUAACCACGAUGGUUCUCAACAAUCUUCGUAUCAGAACCAGUACACGGCAUACGCGAGUGCCGAGCAUCAACAGCAAGAAGUUUAUGAGGAAGAUGAGCAGCUCGAAUACGAAAGUGACGAUUAUGAACCGGGCAGCAAGCGUCAAAAGAUGUAA
This is a messenger RNA of Anopheles marshallii, 1974 nucleotides long. RefSeq names its product forkhead box protein K2-like. Gene Ontology annotation, molecular function: DNA-binding transcription factor activity, RNA polymerase II-specific; protein binding; RNA polymerase II cis-regulatory region sequence-specific DNA binding. The coding region runs from base 1 to 1974 and encodes 657 amino acids. NCBI's taxonomy places the organism in Eukaryota, Metazoa, Arthropoda, Insecta, Diptera, Culicidae. The record is from RefSeq and is a predicted model, not a curated record. The transcript is spliced from 5 exons. Gene Ontology annotation, biological process: regulation of transcription by RNA polymerase II.